UUUCACAGCAUCUGCAAAUGAUUGCUGGUUUGCUCGCAGAAGAGUGUCCUUUCCAAUGUUUCUUCACAGAGCUGACUUGAACCUUUCUCCUCAGUCGAAAAUAAUCUUCCAGAGAUAGUUGGAAGUCGGAGUUCGCUGAAGGAACAUAGUUAUGAUCAACACCAUGGAAUGCGCUGUUGACGCGCAGAGCUUGAUCUCCAUUUCCCUAAUGAAGAUCCACAACUCCAGGAGUCAGAGAGGCGGCAUCAAGCUGCACAAAAACCUGCUGGUCUCCUAUGUGCUGAGAAACGCCAGGCAGCUUUAUAUCAAGGAGAAGUACGCGGAGAUUUACAGGAUGCAGCAAUACGAGGAGGUGAUGACCGUCUGCAACGAGAUCCAGGAGCUGAACCCGUUGGAUCUGGACGCGGAGGACACGGAGAACGAGGAGCAGACGCGGGCUGCUUGCUGCGGCGAAGAAGCGACUCUCAACGGCCGCCCAGUUAGCGCGCUUUCCGGCUGCGCCUCUCCGGGGGACGCCUGCAAAGAACCAGAGCCCUCCUACUACAGAAGCUGCUGUAUGGAAGUCUCCAACGUGUCACAUUGUGAGCAGUUUCCCGCAAACAACAACACGUACUGCAAUAAAACCACCGUGCUGGACUUGGACACGCAUGUUGUGACCACGGUGGAAAACGGCUACCUCCAUCAGGACUGCUGCUGUGACGCGCUCCAAGCCGGCCAGGGCGCGCAGUCCCCAGGCAAGAAACGGAAGGUUGACUUUGGAUGCUGCUUGUGCGACGUUGACGAGGUGUCGGAUUUUCCUCUCUCGCGUAAACGCGCCAAACGCGAAGAGUACACGUACUGUAAUCUGGACUACACGGACACAUCCAACAUCUCCAAUCUGAUCUCCAUCUUCGGCUCGGGGUUUACAGGACUGCUGAGCCGGCAGGCAGACUUGGAGCAGAUCUGUAGCAAACAGGCACUCGCCAGUCUGGGAGCGUGGACUCGAGCCAUUGUGGCAUUUUGAAGCAAAAACUUUACUUAAGGGGAGAUCGGGCUCAACUGUUAUAUGUCCCCCACACAUCACUUAUGGGGAAAUAUUGCUAAUGCUUAUUUAUUUGGCAACAUUGAAGUCACACGUGAGCAGAGUGAUGUUCCCAAAGGAGUUCUGGUGACAAACACACACAGGGUGGUUCAACAAAUGUUCUGUAGAUGGAGACAUUUUAAAAGGACAGGCUUUCGUGAAUGUCCACCAACAUCAUUAUGAUGGAAAGUUCAACAGGUAAAUCAUCAGCAAGGCAUAAAUGUUCUCCGAAGGGUGAAGAGCUUAAUAGGAACCACGCGGCAACAUACUGCGUCGGACAAGUAGUGGUCCAUCUAUCUUUAUGAGUCAGUGGCAAAGGAUGCGCUUCAUGCAGUGCAUGAUGUGUGUAUCCACAGAACAUGUGCAUUGUGACACGUCAGUUAAGAGGAGGUGCAUGGUUGGUUGAAACUGGCAGCCUGAUCCUAAUGUGAACUACAGCUAACAAGUAUUAACAACCACCAUUCACAACCAUGUGCUCCAGAUACAAUAUGCCCUCAGUGUAUCAACUACAAGCAAUGAACGGAUGAAGAAUUAAUACCUCAUUUUCAUCUUUGGUGUAUCAUGAAUGACAUCACUCGCACUUUUCUAAUCAGUGGUAAUUGAGCCUAGUUUCCCCUAGCCUAGAAGAUCAGAGUGGAAAGGACUUUAUUUUUGCAGGAAAUACAUAUUUAAACACUGAGAAAUGUAUCAGUAUAGGAGUCAUGUCAUAUAUGUUCAUGUCGUGAUUGGGAGAAAACAUGCACGUCUGAUGAUGGAUUGACUUAUGUUGCCUUAAAAACAAAUGCACACUAUUGCUAGCUAUUGUCAAUGGCAAGUUCAAUGAAAGUGACUGAAUGUCUGCUGUUCUCACUUUUCCUCAUGUUCUUUUUUCAUGGACCUCGCACAUUCUGAGCAGUUUAGAUAUCUUGUGGAACGUCACACUCUAAACUUUUCCUGAGGUACAUAAACUGGGAUCCAGUGCCAACAAGCAAAUCCUGAUAGGAAACUGUUACAAUGAGGGUUUGACAUAUAUCUUUAUUAAUCCUGUUAUUUUAGGCAUUCAAGUUCAUACAGGAUUCCAAAUUUAUUUGGUUUUGUGAGUUUUUGUUUUGUAAAAAAAAUAAUGUUAGUCCUUUUGUUUUAAAAAGGCAAUCUUAUUUAGCCAUAACCUGAAAAUCCAUGCAUUAGCUUUAUGAGCACUAUGUGUACCAAAAUAAAGAGAGUAUUCCGCCAUUCUCUGCAUAUUUUGUUGCUCUUCUUGUAUUUUUGUGCUUAUAAAUUGUAUUGCCGGGAAAAACUGUUUCAGAAAGUAUUUGUAAAAAAAGUAUUAUCUAAUAAUAAAAAAUCAAAAAAAUCUCA
Messenger RNA from Syngnathus typhle (broad-nosed pipefish), 2398 nucleotides. It is a transcript of the gene ier5l, whose product is annotated as immediate early response 5-like. The transcript has a single exon. The record is from RefSeq and is a predicted model, not a curated record. Lineage: Eukaryota; Metazoa; Chordata; Actinopteri; Syngnathiformes; Syngnathidae. The coding region runs from base 152 to 1003 and encodes 283 amino acids.